Molecule: messenger RNA, 4442 nt
Organism: Spodoptera frugiperda (fall armyworm)
Lineage: Eukaryota; Metazoa; Arthropoda; Insecta; Lepidoptera; Noctuidae
Gene: slmb
Product: F-box/WD repeat-containing protein 11
Exons: 12
Coding region: 125-1675 (516 amino acids)
Molecular function (GO): protein dimerization activity
Source: RefSeq, a predicted model, not a curated record
AUUUUCAAAAAAAAAGUAAUAGUGCUUGACGUCAUGCGAGCGAUGAGUAUUUAGCGAUAGUGGUUUCAUUAUUUGGUGGUGUUUUAGUGGACUUAAUAUUAAUGUUUCUUGUGAAAUAACAAAAAUGGAGACCGAAAGGAUGAUAGAAGAUACCAUAGCACCCCAGGUGACGUCAAUCACCAGCGUGGACUCCGGCGUGCGGCCGAUGCCGAGCAGCGCCGCGUACGCAGCAGAAAGAGACGCCUGUCUCAACUACUUCACGAGAUGGAACGAAACGGACCAAGUGGAAUUCGUGGAGCAGCUACUGGCGCGGAUGUGCCACUACCAGCACGGCCACAUCAAUGCCUUCCUGAAGCCCAUGCUACAGAGAGACUUCAUCAGUAUGCUGCCCAAAAAGGGUCUCGACCACGUAGCAGAGAAUAUCCUCUCCUAUCUAGACGCCAGUUCGCUGUGUGCUGCUGAGCUGGUGUGCAGAGAGUGGCGGCGGGUCAUAUCUGAGGGUAUGCUGUGGAAGAAACUCAUCGAGAGGAAAGUCCGCACCGAUUCCCUUUGGAGAGGGCUCGCGGAACGGAGAGGAUGGAUUCAAUACCUAUUCAAGCCGAAACCAGGUAGUCAGCAUCCGUCCCACUCGUUCUACAGAACACAGUACCCGAAGAUUAUAAAAGAUAUACAGUCCAUUGAAGAUAAUUGGAGAAUGGGCAAACAUAAUUUGCAGAGGAUAAACUGCAGAUCGGAGAACUCAAAAGGCGUGUACUGCUUGCAAUAUGACGACAACAAGAUUGUGUCCGGCCUAAGAGACAAUACUAUUAAGAUAUGGGAUAGGAAAUCAUUGCAAUGUGUCAGGGAACUGCAAGGGCACACAGGCUCGGUCCUAUGCCUACAGUACGACGAGCGAGCGAUAAUAUCGGGAUCGUCAGAUAGUACGGUGCGAGUAUGGGACGUGAACACGGGCGCCAUGUUGAACACGCUCAUACACCACUGCGAGGCCGUGCUGCAUCUCCGGUUCUGCAACGGGAUGAUGGUCACGUGUAGCAAGGAUCGUUCGAUAGCGGUGUGGGACAUGACAUCGACGACAGAGAUCAUGCUGCGGAGAGUACUGGUCGGGCACCGCGCCGCCGUCAACGUGGUAGACUUCGACGAGAAAUAUAUUGUUAGUGCUAGCGGCGAUCGAACUAUUAAGGUAUGGAACACAUCGUCGUGCGAGUUCGUCCGCACGCUGAACGGCCACAAGCGCGGCAUCGCGUGCCUGCAGUACCGCGACCGACUCGUGGUCUCCGGCUCCUCGGACAAUACCAUCCGGCUCUGGGACAUCGAGUGCGGACAGUGCAUACGGGUGCUGGAGGGACACGAGGAACUCGUGCGCUGCAUACGUUUCGACAACAAGCGCAUAGUGAGCGGCGCGUACGACGGCAAGAUCAAGGUGUGGGACCUGCCCGCCGCGCUCGACGUACGUACGCCGCACCAGGAACUCUGUCUCAGGACGCUCGUCGAGCACACGGGUCGCGUGUUCCGGCUGCAGUUCGACGAGUUCCAGAUCGUGUCCUCGUCGCACGACGACACGAUCCUCGUGUGGGACUUCCUCAACUACGGCGGCGCCUCGCCCGCCUCGCACGCGCCGCCCCGCGCCCGCUCGCCCGACCUAGACCGGGACAGGGACCACGACUUGUACGACUAGUAUUUUAUGUAAGGACAAAAACUAAGACUUAUUUUAUGAUGCGGCGCCGCCCGCGGCGUCGAGUGACUGACGAUGACGUCACAAGGAAUCAAACCCGUUACCAUGACGACCCGAGCUGAGGGCCUUCACGACAUUUACAUUCAUUUGAGAUGUCUAACAAAAAAAUAAACGGAAAUAUAUAAAAAAAUAACUCAAAACUGAUGUCUACUGUAAGUUCCUUUUAAAAUAUUUUGCCUAAACUCACCCCCAAGUUUGCUCUCAAUAAUUUGGUUUGAUGACUUAUUUUUCUUUUAUGUAAGUCGGCCAAGUUAUUUAGUAUAUAGGUAAGAAAAUGAAAAUUUCUCAGUAGUAGCACGGAGUCUGGAAUUGUGUCCAGUAUAUGGCAAUAGGCUCACCCCCUAUUACAUGGGACUUAUAACAUACAUUGUGAAAAGUGGGUGUACAUUGUAUAGCGGCAUUAUGUGCCGUAAUGUGCACCUCUGCCUACCCCUUCGGGGAUAAGUAAGAAAAUAAAGCUAGAUUCAGUACAGAGACAGUAGCUAUUGUUAUACUAAAUUGUACGCUUUGUAACGAAGCCAUAUCUUUUGUAACUCAGUCGGCGCUAGACAACCAAUGGUUGCUGUCUCUGUACUGAAUCUAUCUUUAUUUUCUUACCUGUAUACUAAAUAACUUGGUUACUAAUAAUAUUUUAAAACAUUAGACACGUAUUUAUUUAUUUUCUUACUCUAACAAAUACUUUACUUUUAAAAUAUAGCUUGACGUCACUUCUAGCGUACGUUUUAUACUUAGAAAUGACGUGGCUAAACUUAAAAGUAUUGUUAUCUUAUAUGACAAAAUAAAAAAAUACGUGUCUAAUAUUUUUCCAUUACCUAACUGAUGGACUAAAUAGAUUUUUAAUUUUCAUACCCCGUCAUCAUCCCUAUUGUACUAAAAUGAUCUCAUGAUGUUACUGAUUUAUACUAUCUAUAGUUAUACACACGGCGAUAAUAAUACCAGUUUAAACUGACCGUCGAAUGAGCGAAAAGGUCAAUAAAGCGAGACCAUGACAAACUGGUUUUAUAUACGGUGACCGGUAAUUAGUGAACGAUAUUUAAACACGUGAUUGUACUCAUGAUUACAAACAACUUUCCCGAAGAAACUUUUUUUGUAUACUCAUUAGUUUUGUUUUUAUCGCAAUAAUAAAACAACAAAAUUUCGCGCGCGUGCUUUCGUAUGAUCAGCUGUUAGCAGCGAGGCGCCCGCGUUAUAGGAAGACUAGUAACUAGGUAGAUUACUUACUUUGUUAUUGAAAUAAAAAUAAAACUAAUGAGUAUACAAAAUAACUUUCUUCGGGAAAGUUGUUUGUAAUCAUGAGUACAAUCACGUGUUUAAAUAUCGUUCACUAAUUACCAGUCACCCUAUAUUGCUCGAUGAUUUUUUGGCAAAUGUUUUGAAUUUUGUAAUCUCGAAGGCAUAAUGACUAGCCAGUUGUGUCAGAGACAUUUAAUGAUUACUUAAACUAUUCCUUAGUAACGAUUUUGUUCUGAAAACAAUCGCUAAGGACUGGGUUAAGUAACCAUUAAAUGACUCUGAUUACGGCGGUUAUUGACUAAAAGCAAACUUGGGUUUAUAUUUAUGUAUAUAUGAUUUCUUCUAAUAUAUUGUAAUUUUGUACGUAAAAGAUUGGAUUUUUUGAAAUAUUAAAAAAUUAGUUCUUUGGGGGAUAAAAAACGGUUUUGUUUCAAUAUUGGCCCCUUUUUCUCCAGCCCCUUAACUGUCUUUUAACUAAGAGUUACUUAGCGUGAGAGAGAAGCUAUAUUGUCAGAUAUCACUUUAUAACUAGUAGAGCUUUCCUCCAUGAAAAUACGUGAGUAAACCCUAAUUUUAAGUUAAUUCAGUAUGUCUCUCAUAUAAAAAUAUCUACACAAUAGCGAAAUCUCACUCCUUCAUAAUGAUAUUUUUUGAUAUUUCGAAAAAUCCAUCCAUAAAACGAAUUUGAUUAUGAUUAGUUGUCAACAUCUUUUGUUUAAAAAUGAUUUAAAUAAUGUUGUAAACUACUAAAGGAAAGCGAGAUUUUUGAGAAAAAUGGGACCGAUGUAUGUUAUAGUUCAAAUGGUAUAAGCUUUGCUGGUAGGGGGGGGGGGAGAAGGAACGGGGUGGUUUUUAGUCAGUAAGAGUCUGACACUCCCUCUCGCCUCGCCCAAGGCGGGAGAAGUCAUUGAAUGAUUUCCCCCUCAAAAAAAAGGGAGGGGGGUUAAAUCUAGAGAGCGCCCUAGACAAGCACCUCAUAGGUGGUCCUAAGUUAUUUAAUCCCCGCCGUCACUCUAUGGGCAGUUGGACACGCGCGUCUCGCAGCGCCCCUCUGUAACUUGGCGCCCUAGGUAACGGUAAAAUGGGGUGAAUAGAAACUCAGGGGGUGAAUAGAUUUUUUUUUAUUAGGAUUAUUAGUUUGUUUUCAUGUUUUUGAUUUUAAUAGAGCAUUUUUGGUUUUAAUCAUGAAUUAAUAAAAAAAUAUUAUAAUGGUGUAAACAGUUCUAAAUUACGUGAAAAAACAACAAAAUGUCGUUCCUAUUCACCCCUCAUUUGUUUCUAUUCACCCCGUUUUACGGUACUUGACUAGUUUGUCUUACUAGACGUCCUGCGUAAUGCUUUGUUCGCAUUACUCUAGUAUUUUAGUCCAGUAGUGAGUACUUUGUAACUCUCUCUCGCUUCUAUCCCAAUUAGGUAGCAUCCUCGGUCAAAAAUAAAUGAUUACAACUUUUCAAUACAAUAAAAUAUUAAAAAAUAA